Molecule: messenger RNA, 1596 nt
Organism: Aspergillus fijiensis CBS 313.89
Lineage: Eukaryota; Fungi; Ascomycota; Eurotiomycetes; Eurotiales; Aspergillaceae
Product: inositol-pentakisphosphate 2-kinase
Exons: 2
Coding region: 406-1470 (354 amino acids)
Biological process (GO): inositol phosphate biosynthetic process
Cellular component (GO): nucleus
Molecular function (GO): ATP binding; inositol-1,3,4,5,6-pentakisphosphate 2-kinase activity
Source: RefSeq, a predicted model, not a curated record
AAGGACGUGAGAGCCUGGGGACAAGCGAUUAUUGCACUAGUUCAUAGAUCAGCUACUCCUGUCUGCCCACGUUAUUUGACUUGCUGCCGGAUCGAACAUUCGUACAGCAGGGUUUGGGAAGGUCUCUUGCCCUUUUUGAGAGAUCGGCAUUCUCAUACAUCGCAGCCUGCUCUUCUUAAACCUUAACUGCUACAUAUCUUCGCCUGCGCCCUACGGACUUUUUCUUCCUCGAAGGAACUACUUCAACCACGUGACUCUAUACAUCGUUGCUGAACAUUCCCCCUUGGUCUUUCGCUAUCAUCUUAAAGUGCGUUGUAGGAAGUCCGAGGCAAUUUUUAUUUGUAUGGAUAUGAGUUCCUGCUUGAUUCAUCAACCUUGACCACAGAUUCCGUGAGCCCUCAACAAAUGCCAAAGCCCAAUAUGCUGGAGCUCCCGGUAGGGGCCGAGCUCGUCUAUCUUGCCGAAGGGGGCGCCAAUAUCAUCUAUCGCAUCCUCUUUUCUACCCAAACUCAUAAGGGGCGAAAUCCUAAAGAUGUUCCGAUAACCGUGUCUUCCAACCUGCCAUCAGGCGUAACGGAUCGUUAUAGUAUACCCGCCAGCUUCAAAGGAAAGCUGCUUCGUCUUCGGAAAGACACAAGCUCAGGAAUCCCCUACGAAGAGAUUGCACGAAACUUCGACCAAUGCAUUCGGCCUCUUUUUAAACCAGAAGAGCUCGUCGAUCAGGAACUUGUCUGUCUUCCCAGAGGACUGGUUCAACUAUGCAAUGAGCAGCUUCUAGCGGCGGAGCAAACCGGGCAGCGUCCCAGAAGACGACAAGGCGUAUAUCUCUCUACGACAGAGACAUUCGGGCUUCUGAUAACUGACAUGACCACAUUCGCUAGUCCUGGGACCACGUUAUCCGAGCUGAAGCCUAAGUGGCUCGCCCAAUCUCCGUCAGCCCCAGCUAACUCUCGACGGUGCCGGACAUGCGCACUCCGCGAAAUGAAGAAUAACAAGGCGCGCAAAACCGGCAAGUCCGAGGAAACAUCAUUCUGUCCGUUGGACUUGGUGAGCGACAGAUUCGAGAAUGUUCUCCGAGCGGCCCGGUUCGUCAAGGGAUGCAAAGAUCAGGCCCGGCUGGCAAAGGUACUCUAUCGGAAUAGUACCCUGCAGAAACUCCUGGCACACCAGAAGAGCAUGUGCGAUGUGGGGCUCCAUGGUCCUCCUGUCACCUCGGUCGAAAAAUCGCUCGGGAUGACUCUCCGUGACUGUACAAUGUUUAUCAGGAUACCGAAAGAUGAGACCAGUCGGAUCGAAGUACGCCUCGGAGACCUAGAUCUCAAGACUGGGGCGGGAGGCAAGGCGAAGUAUUGGCUUGACUUGGAACUUCGCCUGAACGAUGAGGGCUGGUACAUGGGAGCGAGGAGCAGUGUAUCUGAGAAUGAGUGUGCACUACAAGGCCCACGCAAUCACUCUCAACCAUCAAUAUGAGCUGGACAGCAAUUGCUUGAUCAAGCUUCAUCCACUACGAGUCCAGGUCUAUGUCGGCACUGGGCUGGGGUUUGUAGAAAUCAUUUUACGGAGCGAUACAGCAUCACAUUCAUUACCUACAACUUC